AUGGUCGAUGCUGAGAAGACGUCUGCCAGGUCUGCAACCCAGAUCAGGAAAACUCAGCUGGAAAAGAAAAAGGCCCAACUGGCGGCCAAAAAUGAUGGGGCAAUGCUUAGGGUAGACGGGCUCAAGACUCCAUUUAACAAGAGACAGGAGGAGGUAAGAGACGCCAAUAAACGGGCGACUGAAGCCCUUAACUCUGCUCAAUAUCGAUCUACCUUGAAUGAUAUUAAGUCUAAAGCCAAGGAGAUAAAACAGGAGGAGAUCAUUAAGGAGCUGACAACUGCCCUAGAGAGGUCCAACAAGAAGACGUCUGACCUCGAGCUCGAGCUUAAAAAUGCUCAGUCGGAGCUCAAGGCUUUGGAGGCAGCCAGGAGUGAAAAUACCGAGCUCCGAGAAGACGUUGGCCGGCUCAAGGACGAGAUAACCAGAAUGCAGAGCGAGUACAAGACUGAGCUCGAGUCAGAGCAAGAGCGGCUGGUGGAUGAGAAUGAAAAGGAUUGCGAGGAACGCAUGAAGAUAGCGUGGAACCUCAUCCAUCCAGACUUCGACUGGGACUACUUCGGUCUGAGGUACAACCGUACAAGUAUGCCACUAAGGAAUAUGAUGCCCAGACCCUAG
Chenopodium quinoa (quinoa) is the source of this 615-nucleotide messenger RNA. Its product is annotated as myosin-10-like. The coding region runs from base 1 to 615 and encodes 204 amino acids. The transcript has 2 exons. The record is from RefSeq and is a predicted model, not a curated record. NCBI's taxonomy places the organism in Eukaryota, Viridiplantae, Streptophyta, Magnoliopsida, Caryophyllales, Amaranthaceae.